CAUCCUUCGGGUUCCCGAUUCCCGCCUGUCUGUCUCGCCAGUACCCAGCACUAACGUGGGGGUGGGUGAAGAGUGGUUGGCUGAAUAUCCAUCAUGCACUCCUGCGUUCUGCCGGGGGAAAGAGGCUGCACUGUUUGCAUUUCCUGCCCAUCAUCUCCCCAGACUAAGUCCUCCGCCAUUGCGGCCCUGCUCCCCGGGCCCGCUGCAGAGUUGACAUCUCAAGAAGCCCAGACUCAAACAGCAGGCCGGCCAGUCGCCAAUGGGCAGCUGGAAGUCGAGGCCACAUCGUGGCCCUUCCUGAGCAUGGCUAACCGCAAUCGUCUUGCCCCCGUUCCACGGUACAGUCACGGCAAAGUCGCGGGCAGGCACGGGUAGCCAGGACUACAGUCCCUGCUCGCCACCGGGCUGCUGAUGGGGCUGCAAACCGCGAAGCCGAGACCAGGAAAGGCAAUGGUCAUGUCCACUCCUCCCAGCUGAGCCUCCUGUCACUUGACGAGAGUCGUGAGAUAUGAUAGCUCCCUCCCGGGCCCUGGCCGGAC
Molecule: messenger RNA, 539 nt
Organism: Neurospora hispaniola
Lineage: Eukaryota; Fungi; Ascomycota; Sordariomycetes; Sordariales; Sordariaceae
Exons: 1
Coding region: 94-375 (93 amino acids)
Source: RefSeq, a predicted model, not a curated record